This is a messenger RNA of Amphiprion ocellaris (clown anemonefish), 5009 nucleotides long. Its product is annotated as disabled homolog 2-interacting protein-like. Gene Ontology annotation, biological process: regulation of GTPase activity. The record is from RefSeq and is a predicted model, not a curated record. Lineage: Eukaryota; Metazoa; Chordata; Actinopteri; Pomacentridae.
CAGUCAGAGCUCAGGUGUCUCUGUGGUCAUCCUCGGGGUCCUACAGAAAGACAGACAGGUGUUCAGGCAGACAGGUACCGUCUGACAGGUGACAACAGACCAACACAGCCGAGGAGACGAACUGCAGCUUCCAGUGUCUACCUGUUCUCCUCUGUAUGUUGGAGGGUUGUCUCAUCUCGGGUGUGGACCUGUCUGUCUCGGGUGCGUCUCCAUGGAGGACCUGGUCAAACACCUGUCCAGGUGUCAGCACCUGGGCUGGAUGAAGGUGAUAGAGCUGAAGAGCGCUUCCAUUCAUUGGCUGUCCUGCGGUCGGAGGGCGGAGCCUGACAUCUGGAGUAGAAUGUUCUGCAUCCUGUCAGACUCACAGCUGCUGAUGUUGGACAACCUGGAGGUUCAUCCUCUGCUUCUGGCCGAGAGGGCGGAGACGUGCACCGUCUGGUUGCUAAGAUACACCCUCCAUGUGACAUCAGCGCCUUCUGGCCCCGCCCACAAAGGUUCAGACGCUCCGGAUAGGGGGGGGCGCAGACAGAGCAUGCCCAGUGGCUCCACCGUGGACACGCCCACCGCCAGGGUGACGGGUUUUCUGUCUCGGAGGUUGAAGCAGUCUCUCCGUCGGACUCGCUCUCAGCCCAAACUGUCUCGUCACAGCAGCAUGAAGAGCAGCCUGAUCACUAACACUGAUUCCAGGUGUGUGAUGCGACGGCUGCGUUGUGGAAGCCAGGAGUCGUUGCUAAGCGCCGGCUGUGUGUCGUCUCUGGAGCUCAGAAUGGACCAAUCAGUGAUCAUCAAACCCGUCCACUCCUCCCUGCUGGGACAGGACUACUGCUUUGAGGUAACGACCUCGACGGGCACCAAGUGCUUCUCGUGUCGCUCGGCGGCUGAACGAGACAAAUGGAUGGAGAACCUGCGAAGAGCCGUCCACCCCAACAAGGACAACAGCCGGAGACUGGAGAACGUCCUGACAGUUUGGGUGGUGGAGGCCAAGGACCUGCCGGCCAAGAAACGGUACUUCUGUGAGCUCUGUCUGGACGACAGCCUCUAUGCUCGGACAUCCUGUAAGCUGAGGAUGGACAACGUGUUCUGGGGAGAACGCUUCGACUUCAGCAGCCUGCCAUCCGUCUCGUCCGUUACGCUGCACCUCUACAAGGACACCGACCGCAAGAGGAAGAAGGACAAGAGCAGCUACGUGGGAUUGGUCAACAUCCCUGUCGCCACGGUGACCGGCAGACAGCUGGUGGAGAAGUGGUACUCAGUGAGUACGCCCAGUACCAGCAGAGGUAAGUAGCUGUCCCAUGGCGGGACCGGAGACGUCCACGUCCCCGUCUCACCAUCCUCCGUGUCCCCAGGGAAGUCCUCGGUGCCCACGGUGCGGGUCAAGGCCCGCUACCAGAGCAUCGUCAUCCUGCCCAUGGAGCAGUACAAGGAGUUCGCCGAAUACAUCAGCUCCAACUACCUGCUCCUCUGCUCCACCCUGGAGGCCUCCAUCAGCCUCAGGGCCAAGGAGGAGCUGGCUGCUGCCCUGGUGCACAUCCUGCACAGCACCGGCAAGGCCAAGGACUUCCUGACAGACCUGAUGAUGUCGGAGGUGGACCGUUGCCGUGACAAUGACCAGCUGAUCUUCAGAGAGAACACACUGGCGACAAAAAGCAUCGAGGAAUACUUGAAGCUGAUUGGACAGAAGUACCUGCAGGACGCCCUGGGUGAGUUCAUCAAAGCCCUGUAUGAGUCUGAUGAGAACUGUGAGGUGGACCCGUCUCGCUGCUCCACCUCCGACCUGCCAGAACAUCAGGCCAACCUGAGAAUGUGCUGCGAGCUGGCCUUCUGCAAGAUCCUGGACUCAUACAGGGUCUUCCCCCGGGAGCUGAAGGAGGUGUUUGCAUCGUGGCGUCAGGAGUGUGGUAACCGGGGGCGACCAGACAUCAGCGAGCGUCUGAUCAGCGCCUCAUUGUUCCUGCGCUUCCUGUGUCCUGCCGUGAUGUCACCAUCGCUGUUCGACCUCAUGCAGGAAUACCCUGAUGAGCGCACGGCAAGAACGCUGACGCUGAUCGCCAAGGUCAUCCAGAACCUUGCCAACUUCAGCAAGUUCGGCACUAAGGAGGAGUACAUGCUGUUCAUGAAUGACUUUGUAGAGCGCCAGUGGAGCAGCAUGCAGCGUUUCCUGCAGGAGAUCUCCAACCCCGAUGGCCUGAACCACACCGCCGGCUUUGACGGGUACAUCGACCUGGGCAGGGAGCUAUCUAGCCUGCACACCCUGCUGACCGAGCUGGACCAGUCGUGCCUGGUGAAGCUCAGUCCUCUCCCUCGGAUCCUCAGAGAUGUUUCUUCAGCUCUCUGUAACCCCGGAGGCGUGUCCACUGUGGCAGGCGUGUCCACCAUGGGAGGCGUGUCGGUUUCUUCACCUGAACAGCAGCGUGUGAUGUCUCCGCCCCCUCUGUCUCCUCCCCCUCUGUCUCCGCCCCUUUCUCCUCCUCUGGCGGCCUGUAAUCCCUCCAUCGGCCUGCAAGGCAGCAUGGGGCUGGAUGGAGGGUUGGUAGACUUCACCAGACUUCCGUCUCCGACUCCAGAGAACAAGGAUCUGUUCUUCGUCACUAAAGGUUCCAGUCUGCAGCCUGCAUCAGGCCUGCAGGGUUCUCCAGCUCCGAGCUCUUCGUACUCGGAGCCCAAUGAGAAUGAGGCGGCAUUUGAAAUGACCAACGGGGGCCGGAGGGAGGGGCCGGAGCUGACCAAUGAGAGCCGCAGCCUGUCUCUGGUCGACCUGCAGGACUCUUCCCCUAGCGACGGCCUCGACGACGGCCAGUGGCAGCGUAGGACGGGGCUCCUUCCCCUCUCCUUCCAGAACCCCGUCUAUCACAUGACCGCCACGUCGCCACGGCAACCCCAGCAGCAGGCCGACGCCAUGCUGUCGGACGGCUCGGCGGGAUCGCAGGGGAAUGCUGACGACAGGAACACCGUGGCGACCAAACCGGCAUUCCUCACCCAGAUGUCGGUGGGGCUGGGGGGAGGGGAGCGGGGGGACAGGAUGUCGGCCAUGUCCAGCAGCAGCAGCGGAGAGGAGUACUCCCGCAGGGCACUGUCCCUCACCGACACGCUCACAGGUAGCUCCCCCCUCCCGCGGCAGAACUCCUCGGGUCCUCAGAGACGCAUCGAUCAGCCGCCGCCUCCUUCCUCGGCUCCUCCGGGACCUCCUCGGGGCCGGACACCUCCCAGCAUGCUCAGCGGCGGCAGUGGCGGAGGCCCUGCCUACCCUCCACGCCCCGCCUCCGGCAGCAUGAUGUCAUCGAGUCCCGAUUGGCCGAGCAGCGGCCAGUCGCGGCUCAGACAGACGUCGUCAUCGUCUAAAGGAGACAGCCCUGAGAAACAGCGGCCCGCUGCCAAGGCUCCAUCUCCGUGUGCAUUAGACAGAACCGCUGCCUGGCUGCUCAACAUGAACUCUGCAUCCUCCUACGGCGAGACGGAGGAUGAUCGGCAUGACGACGCCCUGGUGGAGAAGUACCAGCAGGAGAUCGCCGUGCUGCAGGAGAAGCUGCGGGUUGCUGCGCUGCGGCAGGAGGAGUGUGAAGCUCGUCUGAUGGUCCAGGAUCAGCAGAACCAACGUAUGCUGCAGGAGUACCAGGCUCGGCUGGAGGACACAGAGAGCCGACUGAGGAGACUGCAGGACGACAAAGACCUGCAGAUGAACAGCAUCAUCAGCAGAUUGAUGGCGGUAGAAGAGGAGCUGAAGAAGGACCACUCUGACAUGCAGGCUGUGGUCGACUCCAAGCAGAAGAUCAUAGAAGCACAGGAGAAGAGGAUUUCCAGCCUGGAUGCGGCCAACACUCGCCUGAUGACGGCGCUGACGCAGCUGAAGGAGCGCUACGCUGUGACAUCACAGAGGAACGGUCUGUCUCCUAGCAACACGUCGUCUCUGCAGAUCACCGAGAACGGAGAGUUCCGCAACUCCGGCAACUGCUGAGCUGUGAUUGGCUGCUGCUGCAUGAGGCGGAGCUAACUGACAGAUCGACCAACCAGUACUGACUGACUCCACCCCUGUUGCUAGCUUAUCGCUCACUUCCUGUUUUUGUUUCGCAUGUUUCUUCUUACAAAGUCUGACAUCAUAUCCUGUUUACUUUUGGUACUUCCCGUUAAGAGCCAAACACCCAGCUAUCAAAAUGGACACUUCCAUAUGGCUCUACAAUACUGGAGCAACUCAACCCGUAUAUGGUUCUACAAUACUGGAGCAACUCUCCCUGUAUAUGGCUCUACAAUACUGGAGCAACUCUCCCUGUAUAUGGCUCUACAAUACUGGAGCAACUCUCCCUGUAUAUGGCGCUACAAUACUGGAGCAACUCUCCCUGUAUAUGGCUCUACAAUACUGACGCAACUCUACCUGUAUAUGGUUCUACACCAGCGGAGCAACUCUACCUGUAUAUGGUUCUACAAUACCGGAGCAAGUCUACCCAUAUAUGGUUCUACAAUACUGCAGCAACUCUACUCGUAUAUGGUUCUACACUACUGGCACAACUCUCUCUGUAUAUGGCUCUGCUUUGACUGGUCUUUUGGAACGUCUUGUACUCACUCUGGUCUAAGUGGAGCAGCUCAUCCUGUUUAUGGCUCUGGUUUAAUUGAAACAACUCCAUGUAUUUAUGGUUCUGCAGUGACUCUGGUUCUGCGUAGAUCAGACGUUUGACUCGUGGAGCCGCGAUAAACAGCCUUCUGUUUGUUUGCUGAUUUUAAGGAACGUUUGGACGUCAGAGAGAACAUCUUCAUCCAGGCCAGGCUAGCGUAGCACCAACACUGGAACAGACCCUCCCGGCUUCCGUAGUUUCAGUAUUUGUUGGUUUAGAUGCUUGUUUUUGUUGUUUCAGAGAACUUUAAUGUAAACAGCAGAUUUCAUUGUAAACUUGUGCUGAUGGUUUGUGAGAACGUCUCUGCUGUGGUUCUACCUGUUCUGUAUCUUUGGUUCCCUUUCAGACCCUCUUAUUGUUAUUUAUCCACUUCAGUAUUUAUAAAGAGACGACACAAUAAAGUCA